CUGUCGUUACACCGUAUCUCACAAACAUCCGCUGUAGCUUGCAGGAUUAUGAAAGCGUGACAAGUGAAUACUUUUUAACUGCGCCACCGGAUAGACGCAGACAGAUGGCCUGGUUUGCAUGGCUUAUUUAGGACCUAGGCUGGGACCGUCACGCGUCUUUCUUUCCGGUGUGUCCGCCUUAAGACUCGUCUCCUCUGCCGGGAUGGACGAUAUGGGUCUGACCAUGAGUCGUUCUUCGCUCGAGCGGCUCGAAUUUGACAACGUCGCCCUCAAGAAACUUCCCCUGGAUCCAUCCGAGGAGCAGGGGGUGCGGCAGGUGAAAGGAGCGUGUUUCUCCCGGGUGACACCACAACCGCUGACCAAGCCUCGGUUCGUGGCCGUGUCCCACCAAGCUCAGGCACUGCUGGGGCUGGAAGGAGAGGAGGUCAUGAACGAUCCUCUCGGGCCAGAAUAUCUCAGCGGAUCCAAAGUCAUGCCAGGAUCUGAACCCGCCGCUCACUGCUACUGCGGACAUCAGUUCGGACAAUUCGCCGGACAGCUCGGCGACGGGGCGGCCUGUUACCUGGGAGAGGUGAAGGUUCCGCCUGGCCAAGAUCCCGAACUUCUCCGAGAAAACCCGAGUGGCCGGUGGGAGAUUCAGGUGAAAGGAGCUGGGCUGACCCCGUACUCCAGACAAGCUGAUGGCCGUAAGGUCCUGCGUUCCAGUAUAAGAGAGUUCCUGUGCAGCGAGGCGAUGUUCUUCCUGGGCGUGCCCACCACCAGAGCAGGCUCUGUAGUCACUUCCGACAGCAGGGUCAUACGUGAUGUGUACUACAACGGGAACGCUCGCCACGAAAGAUGUUCUGUGGUCCUCCGCAUUGCUCCUACCUUCAUCAGGUUUGGAUCUUUUGAGAUCUUCAAGCCCGCCGAUGAGUUCACAGGUCGCCAGGGUCCCAGCUAUGGGCGCGAUGAGAUCCGAGGUCAAAUGAUGGAUUAUGUCAUUGAGAUGUUCUACCCUGAGAUCCAAGAGAACUACCCAGAUCGGGUGGAGAGGAACGUAGCUUUCUUUCGAGAGGUGGUGCUUCGUACAGCUCGACUUGUGGCUCAGUGGCAGUGCGUGGGAUUCUGCCACGGCGUCCUGAACACGGACAACAUGAGCAUCCUGGGACUCACGCUGGACUAUGGUCCAUACGGCUUCAUGGACAGAUUUGAUCCAGAUUUUAUUUGUAAUGCCUCGGACAACUCUGGACGAUACUCCUACCAAGCCCAGCCAGCUGUCUGUAGGUGGAACCUCGUAAAGCUAGCAGAGGCUCUUGCUCCAGAGUUGCCACCAAACCAGGCCAAGGCUGUACUGGAGGAGUACCUGGAUCUUUAUAACCGUUUCUACUUGGAGAACAUGAGGAAGAAGCUGGGUUUGCUGAAGAAGGAGGACCCUGAGGACGAGAUCCUGAUCACCAAACUGCUUCAGACAAUGCACAACACAGGUGCUGACUUCACCAACACUUUCCGUAGCUUGAGUCUGAUUUCUUGUCCCACUGAGGAAAAUAGCGAGGGAGAAGAGGACUCUGUCAAGAAAGCCACAGACUUCUUGAUUGAGCAGUGCGCCUCCCUAGAGGAGCUCAAGGCUGCCAACAAGCCCACGAUGGAUCCACGUGAACUGGCAGUGCUGCUUUCUCUGGCUCAGAGCAACCCAACACUGUUCCAGAUGAUCUCAGACAGAGCAACAAUCGCGAGGCAGUUAGAGCGACUCAGCAAACUAAAGGAUCUGAUGGAGACCACCCAGGAGGAGCUGAAAACCAAACAGGCAGAGGAUUGGACAUCCUGGAUCACUCAGUAUAGGAAACGUCUGGCUCGUGAGCUGGAAGGCCAGAGUGAUGUGCAGGCUGUGCAGGAGGAGAGAGUGAGGGUGAUGGACAGCACCAACCCUCGCGUGAUACUCAGAAACUACAUUGCCCAGAAUGCCAUAGAGGCUGCUGAGAAGGGGGACUUCUCUGAGGUCCAGCGUGUCCUCAAGGUUCUGGAGAAGCCUUUCUCUUCACAGCCAGGUCUGGAGCUCCCUGCGUGGGUUGGUGGAGGUGGGACCAGUGCAGAAGGAGAAAGGGAUGAAGGAGAGGAGCAACAGCAAGAAGCAGCUACCUCUAGAAAUCCUGUGCCUUAUGACAGCAAGCCCCCAGCUUGGGCCAAUGAAAUCUGUGUCACAUGAUCUUCGUAGUAACUUCCU
Messenger RNA from Neolamprologus brichardi, 2200 nucleotides. RefSeq names its product selenoprotein O1 (gene selenoo1). NCBI's taxonomy places the organism in Eukaryota, Metazoa, Chordata, Actinopteri, Cichliformes, Cichlidae. The record is from RefSeq and is a predicted model, not a curated record.